Messenger RNA from Mangifera indica (mango), 2046 nucleotides. RefSeq names its product protein NRT1/ PTR FAMILY 4.3-like. Gene Ontology annotation, cellular component: membrane. Lineage: Eukaryota; Viridiplantae; Streptophyta; Magnoliopsida; Sapindales; Anacardiaceae. Gene Ontology annotation, biological process: oligopeptide transport; transmembrane transport. Gene Ontology annotation, molecular function: transmembrane transporter activity. Bases 1 to 2046 code for a protein of 681 amino acids. The transcript has 6 exons. The record is from RefSeq and is a predicted model, not a curated record.
AUGGCCAACGAUCCACCUCGGGGGACUUUGGGAUUCCCUGAGGUAGAUAAAAGUUCCCUUGAGUUGGAUCGACGCCAUGUGGGAGGGGGGAAUUGCGAAAUUUCAAAUAACAACAAUUCGUUCCAACUUCAUCAUCUUACCUUUUCACUCUAUGCUAUAGCAAUCUAUACACAGAAAAAAUCAAAUCUCAGAGAGAAAGAGAAAGAGAAAGAAAGAAAGAAAGAGAUGGAAAUGGAAGCAAGGAUUCCUGUUGAAGACAACACUGUUGAUUGGAGAGGCAGACCUUCCAACCCUAUUAAACAUGAAGGAAUGAAAGCUGCCAUUUUCGCUCUCGGGCUUCAAGCAUUUGAGAUAAUGGCCAUUGCUGCAGUUGGGAACAAUCUCAUUACUUAUGUGAUAAAUGAGAUGCACUAUUCUCUGUCACACUCUGCAAAUAUUGUCACAAAUUUUAUUGGCACUAUCUUCCUCUUGGCCCUCCUUGGGGGCUACCUCUCAGAUUCUUAUCUUGGGACUUUCUGGGCCAUCAUCAUCUUUGGCUUUGUCGAACUUUCUGGAUUUAUAUUAUUAUCAGUUCAAGCUCAUCUUCCUCAAUUGAAGCCACCACCCUGCAAUGUAAUAACUGACGGAGAAAACUGUGAAGAAGCAAAGGGCUUCAAGAAGUUUAUAUUUUUUCUAGCACUGUAUUUAGUGGCGUUGGGCAGUGGAUGUGUGAAGCCAAACAUGAUUGCUCAUGGAGGUGACCAAUUCAAUCAGAAUAAUCCAAGGCAAUCAAAGCAGAUCUCCACCUACUUCAAUGCUGCAUAUUUUGCCUUCUCCAUGGGUGAACUUAUUGCCCUCACUGUUCUUGUUUAUGUCCAAACUCAUUCCGGCAUGGACGUUGGCUUUGGAGUCUCGGCGGCCGCCAUGGCAAUUGGCCUCAUCAGCUUGGUUUCCGGCACUCUUUAUUAUAGAAACAAGACCCCUCAAGGCAGCCUCCUCACCCCUAUUGCCCAGGUUUUUGUAUCGGCCAUUUUAAAGAGAAAGCAAACUUGUCCCUCAGACCCUGAGAUGCUUCAUGGAAGCCCAAACAAUCUCACCCUUGGCAAUCCAAACAAUGCUGUAUUGCUCCAUACUCCGAGGUUUAGAUUCUUGGACAAAGCCUGCAUCAAAGUUGAAGAAGGAAGCAACAGAAAUGAAAGUCCAUGGAGAUUGUGCAGUGUCACUCAAGUAGAACAAGCCAAAGUCAUAAUCUCAGUGGUGCCAAUUUUUGCAUGUACAAUUAUUUUCAAUACAAUUUUAGCUCAGCUUCAAACAUUUUCAGUCCAACAAGGGAGCACCAUGAACACAAAACUCACAACUUCCUUCAGCAUCCCUCCAGCUUCCCUUCAAUCCAUCCCCUACAUAAUCCUCAUCUUCCUAGUGCCCCUCUAUGACACCUUCUUUGUCCCCUUUGCAAGAAAGUUUACAGGCCAUGAAUCAGGCAUCUCCCCUCUGCAACGAAUUGGCUUUGGACUCUUUUUCGCAACGUUUUCGAUGGUUGCAGCUGCCCUCAUGGAGAAAAGGAGACGUGAUCUAGCUUUAAACUCAAACAAAAUCAUUUCCAUCUUCUGGAUCACCCCACAAUUCUUGAUCUUUGGCGUCUCAGAAAUGUUCACGGCCGUUGGCCUUAUUGAGUUCUUCUAUAAACAACCCGUUCAAGGCAUGCAGGCAUUUUUAACUGCUUUAACCUACUGUUCUUAUUCAAUUGGGUUUUAUUUAAGCUCAGUUUUGGUUUCUGUGGUAAACAAAAUCACUUCGAAGGAAGGGUGGCUCAGUGACAAUGAUCUCAACAAAGACAGAUUGGACCUUUUCUAUUGGAUGCUUGCGGUGCUCAGCAUGCUGAAUUUUGUAAAUUAUGUCUUCUGGGCAAGGUGGCAUUCUCGGAAUUCUACUCCACUGAGGAAUAAUCAACAGGAGCAAUAUGACCACAUGAUGAAACAAGGGGAGGAUUUGAGCGAGAACAAUAGCUAUAAUAAUUCAUCAAAGAAUAACAGUGGGAAUAUUAAUGGAGAUAAAAGUAUAGCUUAA